Prunus armeniaca (apricot) is the source of this 2061-nucleotide messenger RNA. Lineage: Eukaryota; Viridiplantae; Streptophyta; Magnoliopsida; Rosales; Rosaceae. The record is from the annotation of a GenBank genome assembly.
AUGGGAAAUCUUCUCAGAUUGUUCUCUGUUUCUCUUCUUCUACUUGUUCUCUGUUUCCCAGCUUCAUCUCAGGUCAGUGAGCUCUUCUAUCCUGGUUUCAAAGAUGUGGCUGCCAACCUAACCUUAACCGGAGUUGCAGAGAUUGAAAAAAUUGGCAUCUUGAAAUUGACCAACGACACCAGUAGGCUAAUGGGCCAUGCCUUUUACACUUCACCAAUUCAGUUCAAGAACAAAACCAAUGGCAAAGCCUUCUCUUUCUCUACGUCCUUUGCCUUCACCAUAGUCCCCGAGUACCCGAAACUCGGAGGCCAUGGCCUGGCCUUCACGAUAGCGCCCUCCAAAGAUCUCAAAGCUCUGCCUAGUCAAUAUCUUGGUCUUCUCAAUGGCAGUGAGAUUGGCAACUUAUCAACCCACAUAUUUGCAGUUGAGUUUGACACAGUUCAAGACUUCGAGUUUGGAGACAUCAACGAUAACCAUGUAGGCAUCGACAUCAACAGCUUAAGCUCAAACGACUCUGCUGCUGCUGCCUAUUACAAAGACUCUGCUACGAAACAGAGCAUCAACCUCAAGUGUGGGAAACCAAUUCAAGCGUGGAUCGACUACGAUUCGGCUCAAAAUAUUGUGAAUGUAACAAUUUCACUUUCUUCUUCAAAACCCAAAAUCCCACUUCUUUCCUUUCACGUAGAUCUCUCGCCAAUUAUUGAAGAAUUUAUGUAUGUUGGGUUUUCAGCUUCAACGGGUCUGCUUGCUAGCUCCCACUACAUAUCGGGCUGGAGCUUCAAGAUCAACGGAGAGGCUCGAGCUCUUGACUUGGGUUCUCUUCCUUCACUUCCACAACCCAAGAAAAAACACCCAUCUUUAACAAUUGGGCUAUCAGUUUCCGCCAUUGCUCUUUCUCUGUCUGCAAUCUCUGUAGCCAUUUACCUCUUCGUGAAGAAAACCAAGAACUCCGACCCAAUAGAGUCCUGGGAGCUGGAGCUGGGCCCCCAUAGAUACUCCUACCAAGAAUUGAAGAAAGCCACAAAAGGAUUUAGAGACAAGGAGCUAAUUGGGCAAGGCGGGUUCGGUCAAGUAUACAAGGGAACACUCCCAGAAUCGAAAACCCAAGUCGCGGUUAAGCGAAUUUCGAACGAUUCAAAACAGGGUUUGCGUGAAUUCGUAGCGGAAAUCGCCAGCAUAGGUCGUCUUCGGCACAGAAACUUGGUUCAAUUGUUGGGUUGGUGUCGACGAAGAGGCGAUCUUCUUCUUGUCUACGAUUACAUGGAAAAUGGGAGCUUGGACAAUGCCCUGUUUGAUGAGCCCAAAACCCUACUGAGCUGGGAACAGAGGUUUAAGAUCAUAAAGGGCGUUGCUUCAGCUCUGCAUUAUUUACACGAAGGCUAUGAACAAGUUGUGAUUCACAGAGACGUGAAGGCAAGCAAUGUGUUGCUUGACAAUGAGCUAAACGGAAGGCUUGGGGAUUUUGGGCUUGCAAGACUUCAUGAACAUGGCUCAGUUUCAAGCACCACAACUAGGGUUGUGGGCACUUUGGGUUAUUUAGCACCAGAGCUGCCGAGGACUGGUAAGGCCAGCACUGGCUCUGAUGUAUAUGCAUUCGGCGCGCUUUUGCUUGAGGUGGCCUGUGGAAGAAGGCCCAUUGAGCCCAAGGCAGUGGCUGAGGAGCUGGUUUUGGUGGACUGGGUUUGGGAGAUGUACAGAGAAGGCAGGCUGCUUGAUGUUGUGGACAGGAGGCUCAAUGGGGGGUUUGACGAGGGUGAGAUGGUGAUGGUGUUGAAAUUAGGGCUCAUGUGUUCCAACCAUGGGCCGAUCGAACGGCCAAGCAUGAGGAUGGUGGUGAGGUACUUGGACGGUGAGAUUGAAGUUCCAGGGGACUUGAGGGGCCCACGUAGGUUGAGGAAGGGUGAUCGUGAUCAUGAGGCUGCCUUUGAUGAUCUGAUGAAGUCGUUUGCUUCAUCAUCUUCGUUUGAUAAGAUGAGCUUGUCCUCUAAUAAAGAUAUGGAUGCUACUUUUGCUUCCCUUUCUAAUUCUCCUCUCAGUCUUCUCCACGGCCAAACUAGGUAG